Apodemus sylvaticus (European woodmouse) is the source of this 1979-nucleotide messenger RNA. RefSeq names its product tRNA selenocysteine 1 associated protein 1 (gene Trnau1ap). Gene Ontology annotation, cellular component: nucleus. NCBI's taxonomy places the organism in Eukaryota, Metazoa, Chordata, Mammalia, Rodentia, Muridae. The transcript is spliced from 9 exons. Gene Ontology annotation, biological process: selenocysteine incorporation. The record is from RefSeq and is a predicted model, not a curated record. Gene Ontology annotation, molecular function: tRNA binding. The coding region runs from base 144 to 1007 and encodes 287 amino acids.
AGCUGAAAACCCGGAUCCGCGCGUCUGGCCGCCCGGGCGCGUGUGCGCAGGAGCUGCCGCAGGCGUAGACUCUGGGCGGGCUUGGUCGAGCAGACCGGCGCGGGUGCGCGCCACAGGCCCGCACGGUCCCGCCCGGGUGCGGGAUGGCCGCCAGCCUAUGGAUGGGAGACCUGGAAUCCUACAUGGAUGAGAACUUCAUCUCUAGAGCCUUUGCCACCAUGGGAGAGACCGUGAUGAGCGUCAAAAUUAUCCGAAACCGCCUCACUGGAAUCCCAGCUGGCUACUGCUUUGUGGAAUUCGCAGAUUUGGCCACUGCCGAGAAGUGUUUACAUAAAAUUAAUGGGAAACCCCUCCCGGGAGCCACACCUGCAAAACGUUUUAAACUGAAUUAUGCCACUUAUGGGAAACAACCAGACAAUAGCCCUGAGUACUCCCUGUUUGUGGGGGACCUGACCCCAGACGUGGACGAUGGCAUGCUGUAUGAGUUCUUUGUCAAAGUCUACCCCUCCUGCCGGGGAGGCAAGGUGGUUUUGGACCAGACAGGCGUGUCUAAGGGCUAUGGUUUUGUGAAAUUCACAGAUGAGUUGGAACAGAAGCGAGCCUUGACGGAGUGCCAGGGAGCAGUGGGACUGGGGUGUAAACCUGUGCGGCUGAGUGUGGCCAUCCCUAAAGCGAGCCGUGUGAAGCCAGUUGAGUACAGCCAGAUGUACAGUUACAGCUACAACCAGUAUUACCAGCAGUACCAGAACUACUAUGCCCAGUGGGGCUAUGACCAGAACACAGGCAGCUACAGCUACAGCUACCCCCAGUAUGGCUACACCCAGAGCACCAUGCAGACAUAUGAAGAGGUUGGGGAUGAUGCUCUGGAAGACCCAGCUCCACAGCUAGAUGUCACUGAAGCCAACAAGGAGUUCAUGGAACAGAGCGAGGAACUGUACGAUGCACUGAUGGAUUGUCACUGGCAACCCCUGGACACAGUGUCAUCAGAGAUCCCAGCUGUGAUGUAGCUUCAGGACUUUUUGAAAGUGUUUUAUAAUUACUAAAAAGAAAAAAUUACUACUUGAAGUUGUGGGCCAACUGUCUAGGAAUGACCACUAUAGGUUAACUAACAGGCCUUGCUAGAGGGCUUAUUUCAGGUUUAUGAAACCUGUCCGUAUGCUUAUCAACAACAACAACAACAAAAAAAAAAAACUCCAGCACCCUUGAGAUCUACCUAAAGAAAGUUGGCAUGUAAAUCCACUUUUUAAUCCAGUUACAAAGAGACACUUUACAAGCUUUUUUUUAUUAAAAAAAUUAAGUUACAAAAAAAGUAUUCCACUUUUCCAAAAUGAGGUUUCUGGCCUUUAACGCAAAGAUCUGAUUGCUGUUGAUUCCAAUGGCUGCUUGGGCAUAAAUAUUAGCCAAGAAUUCUGCUAGCUUCCAUGGUGAUCCUCUUAUGGAAUUUUUCUGAAAAGGAAGUGCAAGUCUGUGUUAGUUCCACCCUCAAACUCAAUCCCAACUCAAGCUUUUCCAAAGAACUGGUCUCAGUCCCAUAUCCGCAUUUCUCAUCCAUAGAUGUCCACUGAUAAUGGGUUUCAUCAUGAACCAGUGUCUGAUUGUACUCAUGUAAUGGUCUAGCCAAACCACAGGGCAAGGAUGUUGGGUUUUAACAGUAACUAAUCCAGCACACACAGCUGAAUUACCAGAGUUGGCUAGAGUCUAUAAAAACCUGACAUUCUGCUAUAAAGUAGCAUAGGGUUCCUUACCACUUACCCAACAACUGUAGACCAAAUCAUAAAUGAUGGCUGCUUCACUGGAUCCAUGGCCCUUAGGAAAAGAAAGGCAGUACUUAGCGAUACUACACACUGCCCAAGGGCAUUUUAAAAUUCAAGUUGUCCCAUUUUCCAAAGCCCAGGCAUGUUCGAGUCUGGCCUGCUGCUCUGCAGCAGACUGCAUGGCUGUGAGGCCAGCUUCAGGGUACUCUUCCUCCUUUACGACCA